Messenger RNA from Annulohypoxylon truncatum, 3396 nucleotides. RefSeq lists its product as uncharacterized. Gene Ontology annotation, biological process: regulation of transcription by RNA polymerase II. The record is from RefSeq and is a predicted model, not a curated record. NCBI's taxonomy places the organism in Eukaryota, Fungi, Ascomycota, Sordariomycetes, Xylariales, Hypoxylaceae. Gene Ontology annotation, cellular component: transcription regulator complex. The coding region runs from base 155 to 3316 and encodes 1053 amino acids. The transcript is spliced from 3 exons. Gene Ontology annotation, molecular function: DNA-binding transcription factor activity, RNA polymerase II-specific; RNA polymerase II cis-regulatory region sequence-specific DNA binding.
UAAUAGUAAUAGGCAUUCUCUUUUGCCACUGCCAUUCCUUUCCACAUAUCUUGUUCUGCUUCCCAACGUUCUUGAGGUCUCUCGAGGCAUUCUCUUGAAUUCUCGCUCCUUUCAUGAAGCAUUCUUUUUGUCUUUCGUCACACUAUCGUUCAAGAUGGAGCACCCACGAGCUGUCCUUCCUUCUCAGAGAUACUCCCCAGCAUCAGACUAUGCGUACGAGACAGAUCACGAAGUAAUACCCAUAACGCGAACGCCGCUUGGUGAAUCUACGGGCAAUAUCCAACCACAUAAUCUUGCUGCUCUAGCGCUUUGUAAUCACUCCUUAUCACCACCUCUUCAUCCUAUACCAACACCACCUAUAGUCCCUACGCAGGCUUUGACCUCGAGUUACGGGACAAGCCUUCGAGGCGGACGUUCUUUACACCGAGAUGUAUCAUUACGAGAAUCACCAAUGGGUUAUCCGAGGGGUAGCAAGAACCCCAUCUACGCGUACAAACAUUUCGCCGAUUAUCGUAAUAAAGUAAUGCAAAAGGAGCUCGAAAAGGAACAACCAAUAUGGCCUUUAUGGUUAGAAGAUGCCUUUCUCGAUGCCCUUCUCUUAAUUCCCCAGAUGGGCCGGAAGAAAUUCAGCUCGAAGACUAUUCUAUAUGGGCGAAACAUGCUCAUCACAGAAUACCUAUGGAUCUACCAUUGGUUGCUACAUCCUCCCCAGAACGGUGAGGUUAUCCCGAACAGACAACAGAGGGAGAAAGGUCCGGAUGGCAAGCCUCAUCCUAUGUACCGAGGACGAAAACAGGUAUCGAGCCACAUUCAAGUUCUGAAGGGCUUCUUCGCCACGUUAGUCACUUUCCACUUCAUCUUCCCAAGCAAGAGGGAUGCCAAGGAAGAAGACAGAAAAUUAAUAAGGGAUGAUGAUGACACCGAAUCCUUCAAGAACAACAGGGUGUUAAUAUCCAUAGCCGACGGGCGUUUACCGGAUGAACGGCCCAAUUACGAAUAUUUCGCUCGCCUCUUAAGCGCCGAUAACGAUGUAUUUUUGCGUCCAAAACAAUGCUGGAUCUUCGUUUCGUCGUCCCAGGUUAGCCUCAAGGAGAAGCACGUCAAGAUGGACGACGGAACAACUAAAAAACAAGUCACGGGCUAUACAUCCAACGGCCAUUGGCUAGGAGAGUCUGACUACCCCCAUCUUAAGCUUAACGACGGCAAGGACUACAAAGACUUACCUCGAAACGGUGACCAACCAACUGUGCUUCUGCAUGAAUACACCAGAUCAAUUUCACAGAAAGAGUCCUCUUCCAUCAAGGACAUCUCCAACAGAUGGGACGUCCAAUUUCCAGAGCUAAAGGAGAAACUUCUCUCGGCGCUAGAUGACACGCACCCCUCAGACGAGCGAUCAUCUCGCUGCGUAGUCGGGCCCUGCGACACGUUCCAGUUCGAGGUGACACUGGAUCUGCAUGCGACAUCAAAGUUUCCCGACGGCUCGGAGCUCAAUGGCAUGGUCGAACUCUCGAUCAACCGCCCCGAGCUGCACAACCACAGCUGGCGGUCGGUGACCUCGGUCAUGAAGCCGGAUGAGCUGCACAUCUCCGGAUCGGAACCUGACUUCUGGGAUCGGAGCAAUCCAGUAGAGGUCAUUGUCUCGCACCGCGUGGGAUGCAACGGCGUCGGCAGAUGCGAUUGUGCAUCCCGCGGCAGCAGGGACACCAUUGGCGUCCCGUUCCCGGCUGCAAGCUGGGCUAACACAUUUAUUAAGCUAGCCCCUUACGUCACUGCGGAGCGGGAGCGAAGGGCGCGCGAACAAGAGUCACGCAAGGGGCAGCGGCCCUCCCGUGGUGACCGUGCGAUGAAGAAAGAGGAUGAUGCCACUAGUAAGGCGGGCGGCGCAAAAAUGCCAACGCCUAAGGAGCUCCUGUCUCAGGUCGCCAUGUACCAAGAAAUCUGGUCCGCACCCAAUGACGGCACCACAAGUUCCGCCACCACCAGCAACGAGGGCAGCAAGCGCGGAUGGACACGGCGUGCUGUUGUCCUAUGGACGUUUACCCCCGUGCAUGAACACACGGACGACAAGGGGAAGACGGUCACCGUGGCCGCAGGCACAAACUGGAAGUUCCUAACCAAAGUCGAUCCAACAUCCGAGUAUCAUCAGCAGCGCGCGUACCAGACCGGCGCCCCGUCUGUCUCUCGUGACAGCGUCAUGUCGCCCAAUCCCGGCUACCAGGCCCACGUUCACGCGGCCAUGCACGAGAAUCUGAGCGCGGUAUACGAUGCGCCGCUGCCAGUGCCUACUACAUUGCCGGGACACUCACGUCAGCACCAGAGCCAUAAUCAAAGUCAUGGGCAAGGGCACCACCAACAACAUGCACAUAUCCCGCCGGGCCUGGAUUUACUAGACGGGUUCGACAACGGGCUAGUCACGCCGCCACCCACGGCCUCACUGACGGGCGGCUAUCCACAUAGCUUUGACGGAAGCGGCAGCGCGGACUCUGCGCUGCAUCAUCACCUCAGCUUCAUAUCGGACGGGACGAGCGGGGCUGGAUCGACAGAGAUACCAGCCACCGCGAACCACAACCACAACACCGGCAACAGCAGCACAGAUCCGUUUCUCUCCGGCCUCGGGGUCCCCGUCUCGACGUACGAGGACCCGACGGGAACGGACUGGACGGCGGCCCACGGGACAGGAGGUCUAGGUCUCGACGUAGGAGUAGGCGGAAUGGGUGUAGGAAGUAGCACGGGUUGGAACCCCGCAUAUGGCGUGACCUGGGCCGACACCGCGGGUCUGACGAGCGCGACUACCAGCGCGGGCGCCGGAGAGCCGCUGUGGGCUACGGCGCCGAAUAGCGUCGUCGGCCAGGACUCGCGCGAUAAUAGCCUCAGCGGCGCAAGCACCGGGCACUGGAGCGAGGAUAAGUACACGCACCACCCGCACCAGCAAUCUUCUUCCGGGGUGCACCCGGACCCCUGGGCGUGGCAGGGCGGUGAGCACGCUGCUGCUUGGGACGUGGAUACGCAGGAUUUCUCGCUGAAUAUGGGGAAUGCUGGGAGUGGGAGUGGGAGUGGGACGGGGUUGACGCCGCUACGGUCCGCGUAUCAUCAUCAGCAGCAGCAUCACGGCGGCGGUGGCGCGGCGCAGCAGGUCGCGGGACGGAAGCGCUCGCGCGCCGAGAGCGCGGAUGCGGAGGAGGAUACGGUGUAUCCCGUUCCUUCUAUGCGGAAGCUGUCGCAUCCGCACCCGCAUGUGAGCGUGAGUCGGGGACAGGGACACGGACAGCAGAAUGCGCCGACGGCGGUUAUGGAUGAUGGGAGAGGGUUCUUGUGAUGAUCUCCCUGUCUCACUGCUGCUAUCUUCUUUUGCUAUCGCGAUUUUACCUAUCUACAUCGGAUCUACGGUCUACACAU